AUGAUCAACCACUUAGACCAACCUAAGCUACCUAACUUACCUUGGACUACAUUGGCGAAGCUAAGCGCUAACCACUCGUACUCGCAUCCGCACGGACACACGCACACGCAAGGACACCCGCCGCUACUGUUCCGCCCUCGUCUUGACGACCAGAAAGCUGCUGGUCUCGACUUUACCACCACCGACCUUCAUCGUCUUGACGCCGCCGCCGCCCUCUCGUUGACCAGCAGCGAUGCCGCCACCGACCUCUCGUCGCCACCCGCCCCUCCCGUAUCGUAUCGUCUCUGCCGCCGCCACCCCUCUCGUCUCGACACCCCACCCGCCCCUCCCAUCUCUACACCGCCACCCACCCCUCGUGCCGCUGCCUCUGCUCUCUGUUGUCGUCCGCUCCUCGCCGCGCUCUUUCCUUUGUUCGCUGCAGCCGCCCUCUCACCUCUUGCAGUAGUCUUCGCUACUUCACUUGCCCGUAGUCUACGUUAUUUAGUCCACACAAUUUAA
Psilocybe cubensis is the source of this 498-nucleotide messenger RNA. RefSeq lists its product as uncharacterized. The transcript is spliced from 2 exons. The record is from RefSeq and is a predicted model, not a curated record. The coding region runs from base 1 to 498 and encodes 165 amino acids. Lineage: Eukaryota; Fungi; Basidiomycota; Agaricomycetes; Agaricales; Agrocybaceae.